AUAUCCUCACACCAUCACAGUCAAAAAUCUUAACAGUUCACUUCAAGACAGGUUAUCUAUAUUAAUAAUGAGUCAGAUAUCUCAUACUUAUGAUCCACCAUGGAAAUGAUAUUUUCUGCCAUUAAUUACAUAUCUAAACUUUAAAUGUGCCCCCCCAGUAAUUCUAUAUUCACCUAUUCAUUUCCUCCCCUUUUCUAUUCCUUUUAAAUCCCUCCCCCGAGCAUCUUUCCUCCUCCUCCCAUUCGAAUUAAACACAAAGAAGAAAAAGUAGCAUAAACAGAAGAAGAAAAAGAAGAAGAAGAAGAGGAGGAGGAUGGGCGGUGAAGGCAGUGUAGGAGAGAAGAAGGGGAAGCAAUUACUGGAGAGCCUGAAGGAUCCAUCCAGCAUGGUUUUGGUUCAGUUGCUGACAACUGGGAUGUUUCUCUUGUCUAAGGUUGUGCUCAACAAAGGCCACUCUGUCUUCUCUAUUCUCACGUACCGCUGUGUUAUCGGAGCUCUCUUCGUCUUGCCAUUCGCUCUGUUCAACGAAAGAGGAAAGUGGAAGGAAAUAAAUGGGAUGAUUGUCGUUUGGAUCUUCUUCAACGCUUUAAUGGGGCUUACUGGCGCCAUGGGAUUUUACUACUAUGGGCUUUGUGAUACCAAUGCUACUUAUGCUGCUAGUUUCCUGAAUUUAGUGCCAGUAGUCACAUUUUUAUUUGCAGUGAUUGUCAGACUAGAGAGACUGGGGUUUGAUAGUCGAGGAGGAAGAAUAAAAAUUCUGGGCACGAUACUCUGCGUUGGAGGAGCAAUGGUUAUCAGCAUGUAUAAUGGAGUAACCAUUCAUAUAACUUCUCCAAAAUGGGAAAUUAGUAACCCUAAGAAAGCGUUCGGGGACGUCAGCAGUCACAAAGUUCGUGGGACUUUGUUCUUGAUUUCUAGCUGCUUCUGCUUCUCCACUUGGGCUAUAGUUCAGGCGAAAUUGCUGCAACGAUAUCCCUACAAGUAUUGUGCAACUAUGUACACGUGCGUUGCUGCAAGUUUUCAAUCUGCAGUUUUGGGUUUUAUUCUGAAUCAUAAGAGAAGCAAAUGGAUAUUGAAAUGGGAUUUAGAGUUGUUGCUCGUAGUAUACUCUGGAGCACUGAAUACGGGAGCUGUAUUUUGCUUGAUUUCAUGGGUUGUUCCUCGUAAGGGUCCUUCCUAUGCAACCAUGUUUAAUGCUCUGUCACUCAUACUUACCACUAUUUUAGAAGCGGUUUUCAUGAUUGGAGAUGUCAAAGUCGGGAGCCUGAUAGGUAUAACUCUUAUCAUUGUUGGACUUUAUGCUUAUCUGUGGGGCAGAGGGCAUCAGCUGCCAUCAAAGCAGAUUAGUGAUGAAGAAACAAUAAUUAGAGCGUCGACAUCUCAGCGAGUAGAAGAGAUAGAUGUGUAUUGCAGUCAAGAUAUUGAGAGUCUGGAAGCAGUCCAAUAUCAGAACGGCAGAUGAUAUGAUCAUGUAAUUGAGUCAUUAAGUCGUGUCAAUUAAUGAUAAUUUUGGGUUUGUACAGUACUAAGCUCUUCAGGCUUAGAAUUAAGAAGAAGUCGGAGUAGGCUUCUUUUCAAUAGAAGAAAUGUCGCCCAAAUCUCAUUAUAUGCAAUGAAAUCGGUCUUUGUAGUUUUCGGA
Messenger RNA from Phalaenopsis equestris, 1639 nucleotides. RefSeq names its product WAT1-related protein At1g09380-like. Lineage: Eukaryota; Viridiplantae; Streptophyta; Magnoliopsida; Asparagales; Orchidaceae. Gene Ontology annotation, cellular component: plasma membrane. The transcript has 7 exons. The record is from RefSeq and is a predicted model, not a curated record. Gene Ontology annotation, molecular function: transmembrane transporter activity. Bases 314 to 1462 code for a protein of 382 amino acids.